AUGACCUCACAUUCCUUAGAAGUGUAUGGUAAAGGUACUGCUGUAUGGUGGCCUGAUGACAAAAUUGGCUGGAUAAGCGCUCAAUUGUCAUCAAAAGAAGUUAGCAGUGAUGACGAAUUAAUUGUCACAACUACUUUACAAAAACUUGAAAAAUCAAAUAAUGCCGAAUUACCACCUCUUCGCAAUCCUCCUAUGCUUGAAGAUGUUGAUGACUUGACAAGUUUAUCUUAUCUUAAUGAACCUGCAGUACUUCACACAAUCAAAAUAAGAUAUCUUCAAAAUAUUAUUUAUACCUAUUCUGGUAUAGUUUUAAUCGCAACAAACCCUUUUCAAACUGUUCCCUUGUAUUCCCAAGAUAUAAUCAAUGCAUAUUCUGGUAAACGUUGUGGAGAAUUAGAGCCACAUUUAUUUGCCAUUGCUGAAGAUGCUUAUAGAUGUAUGUUGAGAGAAGAAAAAAAUCAAACCAUUGUUGUAUCAGGAGAAAGUGGUGCUGGUAAAACAGCUAGCGCCAAGUACAUAAUGAGAUAUUUCGCAUCAGUAGACGAUAAAGAAAAACCAAAAAGUGCAAAAAAAGUAUCCAGUAAUCCAUCUGGAAUGAGUGAGGUUGAAGAACAAAUUAUGGCCACUAAUCCCAUUAUGGAAUCUUUUGGUAAUGCAAAAACUACAAGAAAUGAUAACAGUUCUCGUUUUGGAAAAUAUUUAGAGAUUUUAUUUGAUAUAAAUCAAAACAUUAUUGGUGCCAAAAUUAGAACAUAUUUAUUAGAACGAUCCAGAUUAGUUUAUCAACCAGAGUCAGAAAGAAAUUAUCAUAUUUUUUAUCAGAAUUUGGAACUUGGUGAUUAUUCUCAAUUUCAUUAUUUGAGACAAGGCGGUCAUGGAACAAUAAAUGGAGUUGAUGAUGCACAAGACUUUGAGAUUACUCAAAAAUCAUUAUCUAGGAUAGGGAUAACAAUUCAAGUUCAAUGGCAAAUUUUUAGGCUCUGCGCUGCUCUUUUACAUCUUGGCAAUAUUCAAAUCACUGCAAGUCGUGAUAUGGCCGUGAUUUCAGAUACUGAUCAAGCUUUAGUAACUGCUACAAAGUUACUUGGCAUAGACAAAGCAGAGUUCAGAAAAUGGACUGUCAAGAAACUAAUUGUCGCACGAACUGAAAAGAUUUCUACAGAUUUAAAUGAACAACAAGCCACAGUUGUCAGAGAUUCGGUGGCAAAAUAUAUAUAUGCUAAUUUGUUUGAUUGGCUUGUUUACAUUAUUAAUGAAAGUUUAUGUAGUGAUGAUAUAACUCAAAAUAUAAAAAGUUUUAUUGGUGUCCUUGAUAUCUAUGGGUUUGAACAUUUUGAGAAAAAUUCUUUUGAACAAUUCUGUAUUAAUUAUGCAAAUGAAAAAUUACAACAACAGGAGUAUAUUCGUGAAAAAAUUAAUUGGAAUUUUAUUGAUUUCAGUGACAAUCAACCAUGCAUUGAAUUAAUAGAAGGAAAAAUAGGAGGAAAAUUAGGUAUUCUUACUCUUUUGGAUGAGGAAAGUCGUUUACCAUCUGGUACAGAUAGCUCUUGGUGCAACAAAUUAUAUCAACACUUUAAUACACCUGCAUAUGAAAAAUAUUUUCGGAAACCAAGAUUUGAAAAUGAUGCUUUCACAAUUAAUCAUUAUGCAAAUGAGGUCACCUAUGAUGCUGAAAAUUUUCUUGAAAAAAAUAGAGACACUGUACCAGAUGAACAUCUUAAUUUAUUAAAAAAGACAAAUUUUGAAUUCUUGGAAGAAAUACUCAACAUAACAUCUCCUCCAAGUUCUCCUGUAACUGGCAAGCCUGAAAUAAGACGUACAAGCUUACCAACUGGAAAAAAAACAACUUUAGGUUCAAUAUUUAAGAAAUCCUUGAUUAAUUUGAUGGAAACAAUCAGUUCAACAAAUGUGCACUACAUUCGUUGCAUUAAACCAAAUGAGAGUAAAGUAGCAUGGAAAUUUGAACCUCAGAUGGUUCUUUCUCAAUUAAGAGCCUGUGGUGUUUUGGAAACUAUUCGUAUUAGUUCUGCUGGUUAUCCAACUCGUUGGUUAUUUGAUGAAUUUGUUCAAAGAUAUUAUAUGCUUGUCCAUUCAUCAAAAUUGGGCCCAGACACAAAAAAAAUAUGUUCAAUAAUUCUAGAUUCUUCAAUCAAACAAGCUGAUAAAUAUCAAGUGGGCUUAACUAAACUAUUUUUCCGUGCUGGAAUGCAUAGGAAAAGAUAUCAAACAACUAGAACAUCCAUUAUUACAAUUCAAUCAUUAUAUCGACGUCGUAAGGCUAUACAAGAGCUUCGACGAUUACGUGAAAAAAGAGCUGCUAUUACAAUUCAAAAAUAUUGGAGAGGUGAUAUUCAAAGAAAACGAUAUUUACGUGCCAAAAAUGCAAUUUACAAAUUGCAAACUGUUAUCCGUGGUGUUAUUGCAAGGAAAAGAUAUUAUGAGAUGCUUUGUAAUAUUUCUGCAACUAAAAUUCAAGCUGUAUAUCCUAGAACUGAACUCAAAAAGUUGAAAAUUGAAGCACGUUCUGCAACUCAUUUCAAGGAAGUUUCGUAUAGACUGGAAAACAAAGUUAUUGAGCUUACUCAAAAUUUGGAACAAAAAGUUCAAGAAAAUAAGGAUCUUGAGUUGAGAACUAGUAUGUUAGAAAAUCAAAUCAAAUCUAUGUUUGAAAGAUAUGAGAAAUUGGAAAGUGAUUCAAAGAAUUUCAAAAAUGAAACAUCACGGUCCACUGUUAGAGUUGAAGAAUUUAAAGUACUGCAAACUGAAAAAGAAACUUUAGAAAAUCGGUAUCGCACAUCAUUGGACAGCAUCAAAAAACAAGAUACAGAAAUACAAAAACUCACAAAUGAAAUCAGUAAAAAAGAUGAAGAAGUUGCCAAACUUCGUGCAACUAAUGCUAAAUACAAGGGUACAGAAGAUCCUGCCACUGUUCUUGGACUGAAACAAGAGAUAGCUGCUUUAAGAGAACAAUUGGCUAAGGUUAAGACUGCUGGUAUAAGGGGAACAUCCCCGCCUCCAUCAUAUCAACAUCGUCAAGAAAUUGGUUACUUAACUGCUGCUAAUAAUUCAUCUCUUAAGCCUCCAACAUCUCAGAAACGAAGAAAUCGAAGGCAUAGUACUGCUGAUUCUUGGGGUCCUACUGAAGUUGCUAAAAGAAAAAAUAGAACAUCAACUGAUUUGGUAAUGGCUGAAAUCAAAAAAGGUGGUCUAAGACCAGUUUCUGUACCACACACAAAUACAAAUAUUCCAAAAAUUCGAUCUCGAUCUCCAGGUGGACGAAUUCAUUUAUCAAACAUUGAAGAUGAUCCAGAAGAAGAGGAGUUUGAAGGUGAUGAUGCAAUUCUUCCAGGUGCUUUUUGGUUGUCUAAUGUACAUGAAUUAUUAUCAUUUGCCAAUGCAACUGAAAAAGAUACGCUUCGUGGAGUAAAUCCUUUAGUAGAUCCCAAUGAUAAAGACUUUGAAUGGCAUGAUUAUGAAAGAUUAGUAUCGAUUGUUAAGCAUGAUUUGGAAAGUUUAGAGUAUAAUAUUUAUCAUACUUGGAUGAAAGAACUUAAGAAACGAUUGUCUAAGAUGAUCAUUCCAGCUGUUAUUGAAAGUCAAUCAUUACCUGGAUUCAUAACUAGUGAAAGCCGUUUCGUUGCCAAACCUGCCGCGGGUCCUACACCACCUGCAUUCAGCAUGGAUGAUCUGCUUAAUUUUUUGAAUAAAGUAUGGAAAUCAAUGAAAUCUUAUUAUGUUGAACUGUUAGUUAUUCAACAAGUGGUCAUUGAGUUGUUGAAAUUAAUUGGUGUAUCAUCAUUCAAUGAUUUGUUAAUGAGAAGAAGUUUCUGUUCAUGGAAGAGAGCUAUGCAAAUUCAAUAUAAUAUUACUAGAAUAGAGGAGUGGUGUAAGAGUCAUGAAAUGCCUGAAGGCACACUUCAAUUAGAACAUCUUACCCAAGCUACUAAACUACUUCAACUCAAAAAGGCAACACCAAGUGACAUUGAAAUUAUUUAUGAUGUAUGUUGGAUGUUAACUCCAACACAAAUUCAAAAACUUAUAAAUCAUUACUUUGUUGCUGAUUAUGAGAAUCCAAUCAGUCCUGAAAUUUUGAAAGCAAUAGCGGGUCGAGUGGUUCCUAAUGAUAAAAAUGAUACUUUCUUUUUUGAAGAAGUAAGGAGGAUUGGAGCCCAAGGUUAUAUCCCAAAUGAGACAGAUGUUUUACGUGCAAGAACAAAGACCACAGGAAUAAUGGAAACGAGGUUUAAUAUGGGUCAAUUAAGCAUACAUAUGUUUGAUGUGGGAGGUCAAAGAUCAGAAAGAAAAAAAUGGAUUCAUUGUUUUGAAGCAGUCACAUCAAUCAUUUUUUGUGUUGCGCUUAGUGAAUAUGAUCAAGUUUUACUAGAAGAAUCUGGACAGAAUCGUAUGAUAGAAAGUCUUGUAUUGUUUGAAUCAGUGAUUAAUACAAUAGCGGGUCGAGUGGUUCCUAAUGAUAAAAAUGAUACUUUGUUACUUGACACAACACCAUUAGAAGAUUCUGGGCCAUUUGAAGUUCCAACUCCACGUGAAGUUCACCCGCAUGAUAACUACUUACCGGCUUGGCUAAAUUUACCACAUUUAAAGCGUAUUGGAGCUUUAUCGGCUAAAUCAAAAUAA
Messenger RNA from Entrophospora sp. SA101, 4635 nucleotides. NCBI's taxonomy places the organism in Eukaryota, Fungi, Glomeromycota, Glomeromycetes, Entrophosporales, Entrophosporaceae. The record is from the annotation of a GenBank genome assembly.